This is a messenger RNA of Oncorhynchus keta (chum salmon), 2417 nucleotides long. Its product is annotated as PRKR-interacting protein 1 homolog. Lineage: Eukaryota; Metazoa; Chordata; Actinopteri; Salmoniformes; Salmonidae. The transcript is spliced from 6 exons. Gene Ontology annotation, biological process: negative regulation of protein kinase activity. Gene Ontology annotation, cellular component: nucleolus. Bases 39 to 596 code for a protein of 185 amino acids. Gene Ontology annotation, molecular function: protein kinase inhibitor activity; double-stranded RNA binding; protein kinase binding. The record is from RefSeq and is a predicted model, not a curated record.
AAAUCAAUGUAGAAGAAGACAAACAUCAUAUUCUAAAGAUGUCGGCGACCAGGGAAAAAGAUGGUCGACCUGGGAAACCGUCAGGAAAGGAAUCUCAACCUUUGAUUAUAGCCAAAACUCCGGCAGAGGAGCAGCGCCUUAAAUUGGAGAGAUUGAUGAGAAACCCUGAUAAACCUGCUCCUAUCCCAGACCGACCAAAAGAAUGGAACCCUCGGGCUCCUCCGGAGUUUGUGCGGGAUGUGAUGGGCUCCAGUGCAGGCGCUGGCAGUGGAGAGUUCCAUGUGUACAGACACCUUCGCAGGCGAGAGUAUCAGAGACAGGACUUCCUGGACAAGAUGACUGAGAAGCAAAAGAUGGAUUUGGACUAUCUUGACAAGGUGUCAGAUAACCAACAGGCAGCUGAUGAAAGAACAGCCAAACGCAGGAAGAAAAGGGAAAAGCUGAAGCAGAAGAAGCUUAUGGCAAAGAAAGCCAAGCAGGAAGCCAACAACGUUGAAGAUUCUGAGAAGUCCUCCUCCAGCAGUGAAGAGGACGACCAGGAGAGGGAGGCUGAGGAUGAUGCAGAGGCGCCCAGCUUCGUCAUGGGGAAGAGGUGAAUGCCUGCCACCGGGUCAUGAGACACACUUCAGGAAGAAAUUGAACAGGGGGGUCAAUAUCUAAUACCUGUUUAGAAAUCAACACAGCUGAGCAACACAGCCCAGCUUUUAUCAAUGUCAUGAACUCCAUAGACAUCUGAGAGAGAACAAAGGGAGAUGAGCCUCUGUUAGGGAACUGACAUUAUUCCAAACUCAUGUUUGUAGUUUAGAGCAGUGUUACCUGGCCCUGGUCCUCGGGUACCGCCAACAGUACACAUUUUUUGUUGUAGCCCUGGACAAACGCAACUCAUUGAGGGCUUGACGAUGGGGGUACUCAAAGAACAGGUUUGGGAAACACUGGUUUUAGAGGACCUUGUUCCAAUUCAGUGAUUCGAGGUUGACGAAGCUGGGCUUCGCAUUUAUUAGGCACCAAACAGAGGAAAACUGACUGAAACAGGGAGGAAUACCUGAACUUGAAAUGCUCCUAUAAGAAAUACAUAUUUUUAUUUUCUGUUGCAAAACCUUUUGCUACAGUGUGCCCUAAUGAAUGCAAUGAUACAGGUGUUUCUCAUUUGAAACAUUUUCUUUUGUGUGGUAGUAUAAUUGCUCACUUGUUUAUUUUUUUUAUACUGUACUUGUGUAUAUAUUUUUAAUAAACAUCUGGGAAGAAUAAGGCCUAUAUUUGCUGUAUUUUCCUCCUGUAGAAUCUUCUGGAAUAGUUUAUUACUAAAUGAUAGCCCAAUUUCAUAAGCCAUACAUUUACUUAAGGACAAGCAUUGUCAAGCAAUUUUCACAGUGCUGAUCAGGACAACUCUUAUAAGGGUCACUCUCCACUCGUGAAUUUGGGGAAGGAUAAUGGAAAUUUGAGUAUUUUUUUUCUAAGAGGAAAGCAAAUGCUUGUAUUAAGAUUUUUAUAAAGAAGUGCUUGCAGUAAUAACCUGGGUAAUACAUGGGUCUGCAAUUACUUUACCAGGAAGCAAUCUUUGCAGGGUAUGUUGUCAUCUUUAUUGCAUGUUUCUUGUUCAUCCAAUGAACAAAACAUUUUGGUCACCUACUAAUUCAAGGGUUUAACUAUUUUCUACAUUGUCAAACUAUGAAAUUACACAUGGAAUCAUUUAGUAUCCAAAAAGUGUUAAUCAAAUCAAAAUGAGAUUCUUCAAAGUAUUGUCUGGAAUGCUUUUCCAACAGUCUUGAAGGAGUUCCCACAUGCUGAGCACUAGUUGGCUGCUUUUCCUUCACUCUGCGGUCCAACUCAUCCCAAACCAUCUCAAUUGGGUUGAGGUCUGGUGAUUGUGGAGGCCAGGUCAUCUGAUGCAGCACUCCAUCACUCUCCUUGGUCAAAUAGCCCGUAUACAGCUUGGAGGUGUGUUGGGUCAUUGUUCUGUUGAAAAACAAAUCAUAGUCCCAGUAAGUGCAAACCAGAUGGGAUGGUGUGGCAAUGCUGGUUAAGUGUGCCUUGAAUUCUAAAUAAAAUCACCAACAGUGUCUCCAGCAAAGCACAUCACACCUCCUCCUCCAUGCUUCAUGGUGGGAACCACACAUGCGGAGAUCAUCCGUUCACCUACUCUGCAUCUCACAAAGACACGGCAUCUGGAACCAAAAAUCUAAAAUUUGGACUCAUCAGAGCAAAGGACAUAUUUCCACCGGUCUAAUGUCCAUUGUUCAUGUUACUUGGCCUAAGAAAGUCUCUUCUUAUUGGUGUCAUUUAUUAAUUGUUUCUUUGCAGCAAUUUAACCACGAAGGCCUGAUUCAUGCAUUCAUUGUAAGUAAAGAAUUUGUUCUUAACUGACUUGCCUAGUCAAGUAAAGAUUUUUAAUAAAAUAAAUAAAGUUGUUACUUGAA